UCACCACAAAACGGUGAGUUUUGUAUCCGUUGCUUCUCUGAUGCUGGAACGACGCCGUCUCGGUCUUCUUCUUCAUUUGGGCGCCUCUGUUUCAAGUUCAAAGCUGAUCCUGUUCUUCGUUCAUCUCCAGGCAAUGCAACUAGUGGAGGAGUUGAUUCCUGCUCAUCUUCACUCCUUUUCAAUGCAAACCCAAAAUCGACUAGAUCUUACCUUCGUCGGCACUGUCGUCGCCGGCGUCAGAGACCCUGAUCUUGCCAUCGUCGUCGUUGUUCUUUUUCUGAUUGUUGUCGUUACCACAAAGAAGAGAGAGAGAGGGAGGGAGCACAUCAGAAGGGGUCAAAGAAUGGAGAAAGGAAAAAUAAGGGGAGAGGUUAUGAGAUAGGAGGAGAAUCACGACCACCAUCGGAUUGUUGUGCUCUGACCGCCUUUGCCGGCAUUGAGCCUUAUCUUUUCAUCGACUGUUUUCUGCCGGAGAGAAGAGAGGACAUGAAGAGAGCGAGAGUGAAGAGAGGGGGUGAGCGGCGCUUAGGUUAGAAAAAUGAUAUAAGGUUUUGGUUUUUGGCUUAGAGAGAGUUAAAUACACUCGGGGCCAAAAGGACUAAACUACCCCUUUGAGUUUUACAAAAAUUAUGCCAAUUGCCACCGCCUCUUCCAUUAUAAACAUAAAAAAUAAAACCCUUCAACAAUUCAAACCAACGACCUAACAAUCGUGUUAAUUUUACAAUCAACGAUUUAAAUCAUUAGGCUGGGCGCCUACCACUUAUUCAGGUAUUGACUUCAAUCGAUGAAAACUUUAAUUAAUUUGAAUAUUUAACAUAAAAAAUCCUUAAUACGAAACUUUGAUGUCAAUAGACUAUGAUAGCAUUCUCGUAUUAAGUCUCAAAUUGGUUUCCAAAGGAUCUAAAAUCCGUUUCACCAUUUUUAUUAUCAAACUUUAAGACGUAUCAAUAGGACGUGUUGGGUUCCUUUUUACUAAAAUCUUUUCUCAUUAAGAACGAACUACGUGGACUUUGAUCCUGACUACUCGGGUACAUAGGCAACCAAUUCGAUCGAGUUCAACUAAUCAAAUUUUCUCCUCUUAAAUCAUAAAUACCAAAUUGCAUCUCUUAAUUAUAAAAUCAAUUAUUAUAUGAAUCACGUAUGAAUAGAUACAUGUUAAGAUCCCCUUUCUGAAACCUAUCAACUUAAUCAAACUAUGUUGACUUUGAUCCCGACUACUCGAGUACGUAAACAACCAAUAGGUUCGAGUCCAAAUAAUCCAAAACUAUUUCUUUACUUUUGUGAUUUACGUCAAUAGACUAUGAUCAAAUUAUGUAUUAAUAAAUACCUAAUUAAUCUAAUCUUAUAAUUAAGCCAAAUAAUAAUACACCCAACCCUUUAAAACUUAUCGAUAUAAGUAGUACCCAUUUGGGGCGUUGUAGGGUGUAAAUAAACUUCUCCACACGUAACCGUACUCCCGUACCCAUAAUCUCUAAAUUCACAGAUCAAAUUUUGGUUUCGACCCUAAGGUUGAAACCGGACCAAUUAGUGUUCGACCCACUACAACUAAGGUCGAUGGAAACUCCGAGCAAUUCGCGACGGAUCCCCCGAUCCCGAGGGGCGGUUGCGAUAGGAGGCAAUGCCAAUGACCCCCUUAAAAUGCCCAAGUACAUACCUUAAUAGACGAAAAUGACAAGUAGAGACUACUUAACUGUGAAACCCUUAUUUCGCCAUCCUAGCCCUAAAUCCAGUUCACUCAAGAUAUAAUUGAAGCAAUCGACGACGACGACUCUCCAAAGAAUUGUCGAACCAAAGCAUUUCCCCAUCGUCGAGCUCUUUCUUCCAUAAUCUCCCUAGGAAUCCGUAUCAUCCCAUUCACAAUCUCCGGCUCCAUGAAAUCAAGCUUAUUAUCAUAGUGUAUCUCGAAUAGUGACGCCCAAAAUCGCAGCGCACCGAAGAAGAAGUAGAACUUGUCGAGUUCAUUUGAGUUAAAUCGAACAAACAGAUUGAGAGAAAGAAAAGGAAAAGAAAUCGGCGACGAGGAGCGCCUACCUGUAGCGAAGCCUCGUCGGCGAUCAUCGUCCGACUAAGAGAAGUGAACCACUAGUUUGCUAGAGAACUAAUAAAGAGGAUAUUUCUCCUAGCAAAAUAAAAUUACUUUAAUGACGAAAAAGAUUGGGUGACCAACAUUAAAUUAAAGAAAGGCGACAGACAACAACAUCUAGAAGCAAAAAUGGAAUGUCGACAAAGUAGAUAAAAAAAGUGUGACAACGGUCUUGAUCGAUCAAUAAUCAAAUCUUCCUACUUUGCACUCAACACGGAACAAGGGGUCAGUUUAAUCUUUGUUGAUACUCGAUUCAAUUUUAUUAAACUAUUCAUUUGUAG
Molecule: messenger RNA, 2364 nt
Organism: Linum trigynum
Lineage: Eukaryota; Viridiplantae; Streptophyta; Magnoliopsida; Malpighiales; Linaceae
Source: the annotation of a GenBank genome assembly